AUGCCGUCCCUCCGGUUUACAAUAUCAACUACUAUGUCUGUCAUUUGGCUGACAGCACUGGUUUAUGAUGUCCAGCACCAACCCCGUCUUGGUCAUAACUGGUACAUCUACAAACUGGUCAUGCUCACCAAUCUCAACUUUGUUAGUUGAUUUUCCGUCCAAAAUGAGUCGAUAUUACAUUUUUCCAGGUUUUGGACGCAAUUUUCUCGGUUUUAGUGGUGCUUGGCUUCAAAAGUCGCAGGUUGCAGAGGAUAGCAGAUUUCAUGCACUUCACGUCAAUUUUUCCAGUCGCAAUUGUAAGUGACAUGAUUUUUGAAAGUUCAUCAGUGCGUGAGGCUUCUUGUGAGAAAUGCAUGUGCGAUCAAACUAGAAAUUCGAGAUUAGAAGAACAGUAAGUCAGUUCAUCCUUACAACUGAUGGAAUAUUGGUUCUGAAAACGAGUUCGAUGUUAUACAACUUUAUCAGAAUUUGACCACUCUUUGGAAAUGUCCAUCAAAAAGUAACUUUUACACAUUUUGAUCUCAACUUUCAGGUAACAUGUGGUUUGUUCUGGGGUCUGUAUGCCAUUGACCCGGAACUAGUAAUGCCUGACUGGAUUGCCAAGCUCAUUCCUCCCUGGCUCAACCAUAUCACCCACACCUACCCCAUCAUUUUCAUUCUUUUGGAUAGUUUCUUUCAUAAAAGGUGAGUUUCCACUUAUUUCUCUCUCUCUCUCUCUCUCUCUCAAUGAAAAAUGUUGCAGAACAACUCCGAGCAAUAUGUCCUGUUGGCAGACAUCCGCUACACUUGUCUUCAUUUACUUCAUGAUGUGAGUUUUUCUGUCUGAAAACUCAUCAAAACCAACAAUAAUCUCUGAUUUAGCAUUGGAUAUGUCCGAUUUAACGAUGGCUACUGGUUGUACCCACUUCUCGCACUAUUCUCGCUCCAACAUUUCGUUAUCAGCUACGUGCUCGCAUUUUUCGGGUUUUUCUUGUUGACUCGUUUGGCUUGUUUGCUGAACACCGUAUUCCGUGAGUUAUUAGAGUUUCAGAUUCCAAUUUUAACCCGCAAGAAAAGUUUUCUUACAGACCGAGAAAACUUGAAGCAAAAAAGUCAAGGAAUGAUUGGAAGUGAAUCAAAUCCACGUCGAAGACUAAAGAAGCGUAAUUAG
Molecule: messenger RNA, 1150 nt
Organism: Caenorhabditis sp. 36 PRJEB53466
Lineage: Eukaryota; Metazoa; Nematoda; Chromadorea; Rhabditida; Rhabditidae
Source: the annotation of a GenBank genome assembly